Chiroxiphia lanceolata (lance-tailed manakin) is the source of this 1996-nucleotide messenger RNA. It is a transcript of the gene CNDP1, whose product is annotated as carnosine dipeptidase 1. Gene Ontology annotation, cellular component: cytosol. The transcript is spliced from 14 exons. The record is from RefSeq and is a predicted model, not a curated record. Bases 488 to 1969 code for a protein of 493 amino acids. Gene Ontology annotation, biological process: proteolysis. Gene Ontology annotation, molecular function: metallodipeptidase activity. NCBI's taxonomy places the organism in Eukaryota, Metazoa, Chordata, Aves, Passeriformes, Pipridae.
UGUUCUUCCUUUACAGAGUAUCUCAAAUCUUUUUGGCCCUGCUCCUGGAAGGUGCUGAGCAUCAUUGCUCCAUAAAGAGGAUUGGCCUUUGUGAAGCAUGGUGAGAUCUCUUGCCUAGAUAAGGAGACCUUUUCUAAACCAAUCUCCUUCCACUGACAUACCCAGGUGUGAUUAUUGACAUUCAGGUGUUUGGAUCUCUGCAGCUCCUGGUCAUUACAACAACAGUGUCAGCAAGUGGUCAGGACUGGACUCAAGAACUGUCACAUGAAGAGUUAUCAUCCUGCUCCUCCUCCUCCUCCAAGGGUCUCACCUAGUCAGCUAGAGAGGUGACUAAGGCUUGAUUGCCUGCUUCCACCAAAGGUCAUUUGCACGUAACCAAGAUAAAAAGAAAAGGAUACCAUCACCACUGCAUAUGUCCCCUGUAUUAGCAGCCAUUUUGUGAUUCUGAUAUUAAAAGCUCACCCCUCCGUUGCUCACUAAGGCAGUAAUGUCCUCCUCAUCCACUUCAGCUCUGGAGAUAGAGAUCUUCCAGUACAUUGAUGCACAUCAAAGUGAUUUCAUUGAGAAUCUUAAGGAAUGGGUGGCUGUGGAAAGCGAUUCUGUUCAACCAGAUCUGAGGAAAGAAGUAGUACGAAUGAUGGCGUUGGCAGCAGACAGACUUGCAGCACUAGGAGCCACUGUCAAUUCAGUAAACCUGGGGUCACAUCAGUUGCCUGAUGGCCAGGACCUCCCACUGCCUCCUGUGAUUCUUGGGGAACUGGGGAAGGAUCCACAAAAUCCCACCAUAUGUUUCUAUGGUCAUGUAGAUGUGCAGCCUGCCAAAAAGGAAGAUGGCUGGAACACUGACCCUUACACACUGACUGAAAUCGAUGGUAACCUCUAUGGGCGUGGAGCAACAGACAAUAAGGGACCUGUCUUAGCUUGGAUAAAUGCCGUGGAAACAUUUAGAGCCUUGAAACUAGCUAUGCCAGUGAACUUCAGGUUCGUAAUAGAAGGCAUGGAAGAAGCAGGGUCCUCGGGGCUAGAAAACUUACUUGAAGAAGAAAACCAGCACUUUUUCUCUGAUGUUGAUUACAUUGUAAUUUCGGACAACCUCUGGCUCAGCAACAAGGAGCCUGCCCUUACAUAUGGGAGUCGGGGAAAUGCCUGCUUCUUUGUGGAGGUUGAAUGUGGCAGAAAGGACCUUCACUCUGGAACUUUUGGAGGCAUCAUUCAUGAACCGUUGAUGGAUCUGAUAGCUCUGCUGGACAGCCUUGUGGAUCCCACAGGUCGUAUUCAGAUCCCUGGAAUCUAUGACAGUGUUGCUGCCCUGAGAGAGGAGGAGAGGAAAUUAUACAAGUCGAUUGAAUUUGAUCUAGAGGAGCAUAAAAAUAACAGUGGUGUGAAAAAAUUCAUCUUUGGCACCAAGGAAGAAAUACUUCUACACCUGUGGCGUUACCCUUCUCUCUCUAUUCAUGGGAUUGAAGGAGCUUUUCAUGAACCAGGAAUUAAAACGGUCAUUCCAGCAAAAGUAAUUGGCAAAUUCUCAAUUCGUCAGGUCCCCCACAUGGACCUUUCGGUUGUGAAACAACAGGUGGUGGAACACUUGAAGGCUGUCUUUUCCAACAGGAACAGUCCAAACAAACUGAAAGUAUCUAUGCCUUUGGCUUCAAAGCCCUGGCUUGCUGAUGUUAAUGAUCUAUCAUAUAAAGCAGCAAGAAGGGCAAUAAAUACAGUUUUUGGAGAAGACCCAGAUUUUAUUUGUGAUGGUUCAAAAAUUCCUGUGGCCAGAAUGUUCCAGACCAUUAUGCAGAAAAGUGUGAUAAUGCUUCCAAUUGGAGCAGCUGAUGAUGGGGAGCACUCUCAGAAUGAGAAAAUAAGCAGACACAACUAUAUUAAGGGAACCAAAUUCUUUGCAGCCUUUUUCCUGGAGAUAUCGAAGCUACAUUGGCACUUACAUGAAACUUCCCACACAGAAACUAACAACUGAUAGAGCAUCACAAGAAAACCAGCAAAG